Messenger RNA from Adelges cooleyi (spruce gall adelgid), 473 nucleotides. RefSeq lists its product as uncharacterized. The transcript has 11 exons. The coding region runs from base 39 to 383 and encodes 114 amino acids. NCBI's taxonomy places the organism in Eukaryota, Metazoa, Arthropoda, Insecta, Hemiptera, Adelgidae. The record is from RefSeq and is a predicted model, not a curated record.
GCCGUUCAAUUUUCAGUUUGUAAUAAUCGCUUAUAAAGAUGGAUUCCAAAAAAAUCAUUACAAUGACCAUCGUCUCACUUAUUAUCUUAAUAGCAAUUACAGCCGUUAAUGGAAGUUCCAACCAAGAGGCCGUUCCAGGAAGUUCCAACCAAGAGGAACUCGAAAAAGAAGAACAAAAACGUAUUAGCGACGCUGUCAGAGAUAGUACUGGUUACAAAUACAAGGAACUCUUUGGAAAAGUAUGGGGUAUGGAAAAUCGUCAACCUCAAGGUGUUUUACCGCCAAUAAUGCAUUGCAAGCAUUGUAAAGCUGAAAACUAUAAAAACCACCAAAAAUGCAAGAAUUGUAAGAAAUCGCUUCAUAAUAUAAUGCCGGACCCAUAGAAAAGAGAUUAAAUUAUUAAUUAUUAUACAUUUGGUUUUUGUGUGUUAAUGUACGUUAUAGUAUUUUUAACUAUUGUAUUCAUAUCUAAC